This is a messenger RNA of Fusarium sp. VM40, 1956 nucleotides long. The record is from the annotation of a GenBank genome assembly. Lineage: Eukaryota; Fungi; Ascomycota; Sordariomycetes; Hypocreales; Nectriaceae.
AUGGCGACAGAGGCGACGACAUCGGUUCUACAAUCUUUAACAUCUACGACACUCACCACAUCACUACCGUCGACUACAGCCCCUGAUAUACCACUCACUAUUCUUGUUCGCGGUAGCAUCGAAGGCACCUCCGACUUUUUCCCCUUUCUCGACAUCGCCAGUCUCGGCUCUGGCUCCGAUGAUGUCGACUCUGGACUCACCUUCAAAGAACUUUUUGCCACAAAUCUCAAUGGAGGUCAAGAGAUUAUUCUCUUUAGCUCAGGAUGCCAUAUUGACGGUGUAGCCGAUUGUACGAGCGCCUGCAGCAACUCGAGUCUCUUCUUCAGCUCUCUCGAGACCUUCUACAACUGUGCCGCCCUCGCUGCAGCGGCGCAUUGGACUCAGGAUACGAAAUCUUACUAUAUCAGCCAAGAAACAGAACGGAAUGCCAGUGCUGUAAUGGGAUCUGGUACUUUGGCUGAUUUUGACGGGCGACCGGUGCUGAAGUCUCUCAUCGCCUGUGCCCAGGAUUCUUGUGAAAAUGACGGUCUGAGCAAACCUUGCAACCGAACAAUUGACCGCCUCUCCUAUGAGGACUCAUCGCCCGAAGAGAUAUUUGAGGCUCUGGAUGAGUUUUGUCCGGAAUUGCCAGCAGAGGUAAAUCCAGAUAUUUUUGGUCCAGGUGUUCUCAUCUCAUAUGUCCUUCAAGUUUGCUUUGCUUCGUCGCUGUAUCUGCUGCUCAAAGGCUUCACUCUCUGGGUCACCAUCACGCAAGACACUAAUCGUCGCAAAUCGGAGCCCAAGCCUUAUCGUCUGAAGCGCAGCUUGACUCGCAUUGAGAGUAUGAUAUGGCGUGACUCUGGCGGUCUAUCACGCACGAGUAUCGCCAUUGCCACCACCUUGGUCGAGUUUCAAGAAGCCCAGUGUUGGUUUGUUUUCGCCGUUCAAAUUGCAUCCAUUCUUGCCAUUGUUGUCAAUUCACAAGAGGGCACUUUCUGGGGUGAGAUUAUCGUCAACGGUGCAAUUGCAUAUCAUGUCAGUUUGAACGGGAUACUUCCUAUCUUUCUCGUGCAAAUAUGUUUGCAUCAUGAAGGUAUUCGCAAUUGGCACACAUUCUUGGGCUUCUUUGUGGAGUAUCUCCUUGCUAUUGUAGCAACUUCACAAAAGAUCUACUUCAAGGACGCAUUCGCCCUAUUCAAAGGCCAGAAUGAGAUAGAAGCGUGCGGGUUCAACCCAAGUCCACGCACGUAUUGCGCCGCGACUCGAGGUAUUGAUGGACAGUCGUUCAGCUUCUUCCCUCACCCUCUGUUAUACAAGAUGGCGUUCCUCAUUCUUGACACCAUCGCCAUCAUUGCUUUGGUGAUUGACCAGCUGGCAUGGACGCUUCGAAAGCAUCAUCAUACCAAACACAUCCAGAUUGGAUCCUAUCGUCUUGGUCGAUGGCCACGUUGGGGCAAGACGCGACGAGGGCUUUUCAUCAAGAGAUGGUUUUGGCGCAUACUUGAAGUGGCGUUCGUCCUUGUCAAUAUCUUGUACAUGAUCUCUCUGACCAAGGUUAUCAACGCCGAGAGUUUUGCUGCUAAGAGAUUCUCUUAUGGACAAAUCAUAGCGCUGACGGUUUGGGGCCCCGUCAUAGUCAAGCUCUUUGAUCUUCUGCUCUCUGGGCCGCCCAAAAACGGCAUGAGGCUUAACUCAGGCCCACCGAGGUUACGUAUCGACAACGUAAUAAACGGUCGAGUGGAUUCAUGUGCAGUUAUCGAGGACGAGAUCGAGACUGACGAAAAGGGCGAUGAACCUGAAUCAAGCGCUCGAGAAGAAGGAUUCAUGAUGAGAGGAGCCCAUACCCUGCAGCUUGGUGAUGCCAGUGGUGAGGGUCGCAAUGAAUCAGAGGUGAUAGAAGCAAAAAGAAGAGCGGCAACGCCAGAUGAGAUAUGGGCUGAGAGUGGUUUGAAGCGGGUUGAACGAAAUGAUGAUUGA